Messenger RNA from Angiostrongylus costaricensis, 423 nucleotides. The record is from the annotation of a GenBank genome assembly. NCBI's taxonomy places the organism in Eukaryota, Metazoa, Nematoda, Chromadorea, Rhabditida, Metastrongylidae.
AUGGUUCGCGGAGUGGUGACGAUGGAACGCAUCGAGACGUUCUCGGCAGCUCAUCGGCUUCAUUCCAGCCAGUUGAGUGUCGAAGAAAAUCAGAACAUCUACGGAAAGUGCAACAAUCCGAAUGGACACGGACAUAAUUACGUAUGGAGGGUGAAACUUCGAGGAAUUCCUGACCCUGUUACGGGAAUGGUAUACGAUCUAAGUGAACUGAAAAAGAGUAUGAAGGCUGUUCUCGACACCGUCGAUCACAAAAAUCUCGACAAGGACGUGGAAUGGUUUCAACAUAACGUAAGCACUACAGAAAAUGUCGCCAUCUAUUUAUGGGAGAAAUUACGUGUACAAAUGAAAACGCCAAAAGUUCUUUAUAAGGUGACCGUAGAAGAAACACCGAAGAAUAUUUUCUCCUAUAAAGGAGAAAUAUAG